AUGCAAUCCUCGCUGAAUAGUUGGCUGAAGAAGCCCAGCUCAGAUGCACAGUCUCUGCCCCUAAACGCACCUCCUCCGGUGUCAUCAAAGCCUUCUCGACCACCACCUCCCCCAAAGUCGGCCUCCGCUCCCACCCGCGUACCCCCUAACACGACGCCUACGGCCUCGGCAAUGGAGAACUGGAACGACAUACCCGACGACUUUCUACAGGCGCCGUCGAGGCCGAAAUCGAAAAAGAGCCCUCGGUCGUCUCGAGCCGUCACACCCGCCACUUCCAGAAUGCCUUCACCCCCGAACCUGGCAGUCCAGCAACCUGCUAUACCUCAGCUGUUCGCCUUGCGCCCUCUUCCACCAAACGUCCAGCUCGUGCCGCUCACCGAAGACCUCCUGCCCGCCUUCAAGCGCCUGCUCAACCUUACUCUACCUAUAUCAUAUCCCGACGCUUUCUUCAAGGAGACCAUGACGGAACCACAUCACAGCAUCACAUUGGCAGCAUUAUGGCACUCAUCACCGGGCAACGAUAGUUCCGCAUCGUCAUCGGAGAAGCCACACCUGGUUGGUGCUGUCAGGUGCCGCCUUCUUCCCUCCUCGCAACUAUACAUUUCCACCAUCGGCGUCCUCGCACCAUACCGUUCCCAUGGUAUUGCUAUGCACCUCCUACAAGCUAUAGUCAAGAAAGCGGUCGAUUUACACAAUGUACGAUCGGUCACAGCACAUGUGUGGGAGGCAAACGAGGAGGGUAUGGAGUGGUACAAAAAGCGCAAGUUUGAAAUACUAGAGAAAGAUGAAGGGUACUACAGGAAGCUAAGGCCACAGGGUGCUUUCCUUGUAAGAAAAUGGAUUGGUGUGGGAGACCUUUUAGCCAACGAUACUGUGCCGGGAAGUGGGAUAAAUGGCGUGUGA
Molecule: messenger RNA, 903 nt
Organism: Pyrenophora tritici-repentis Pt-1C-BFP
Lineage: Eukaryota; Fungi; Ascomycota; Dothideomycetes; Pleosporales; Pleosporaceae
Product: Acetyltransf-1 multi-domain protein
Biological process (GO): mitotic sister chromatid cohesion
Cellular component (GO): NatA complex
Molecular function (GO): N-acetyltransferase activity
Source: RefSeq, a predicted model, not a curated record